Amoebophrya sp. A25 is the source of this 1295-nucleotide messenger RNA. NCBI's taxonomy places the organism in Eukaryota, Dinophyceae, Syndiniales, Amoebophryaceae. The record is from the annotation of a GenBank genome assembly.
CGUCAUCAUUCUAGUUUUGAGACGUCGUUCGUGAAAUUAUAUGAUCCAAUGGCAUGAUACACCUUGUUCUAUCCAGUGCGGAAAACCAUACUCCGGCGUUCUAUUCCUCACGAUAUUCGUGCAGCUACAUCAACUACAAGUAGUGGAUUUAUCCGUCGUCCUCGUGUGGAUCAACAAGACACCUGGCUCCUGGAAUUCAACUAGACGAUCACCCCAACUAGCGACUCCAAGGCGACUUUGAUACCCACGACGACGACUUCAGCGAACAGUUGCACCAUCGAUAUUUGACUUCGAGGAUUUCCCCACGACAUAAAUUCUCGACGAACCGUCACCUCCAGUCACCACUGCAGCAUCUUCAAAAAUCCUCGUAACCUACACAAUCCUAGUCCUACAACACUCGACGUAGAAGAAACGAAGCAGCUGCGUUUUGCCUUUAGAACAAGCAGAGUAUGACGGACAUGAGUCGCAACAUCAGUCAGGAUGGCGUCGACCAGUGUACGAGUCGUAUGCGCGAAGCCUUGUCGGCAGGGGACACGACGAAGGCCAAUGAGUACUAGAUUUGAAGUAGUCCUAGUUUCGACCUCAAGAACCUCGUCGGCAGUUGCGGUUUAGGCUUGCUACUUUCAAAAAAUGAGAGGUUAACGCUCAUAGUCGUAGUCCUGUAGAAACUAUUCUUCUACUUCUAACUGUUGCAGUUACUUGCCUUCAAAUAAAUGUCUCCAAAAAAAUCCAAAUCAGGUUCAUGGAGGAGGCCGUCCGUUUGGGUGCGGACGCUGCUGAGAUGAAGCGGCAUUACACGAGGAUGGUCGAUGCGACAGCUAGCUACGGUGGAGCUGCAGCAAAGCCAAGGAGCGGCAGUGGGCCAGCGUCAGCGAGUGGAGCAGCGAAUGGAACUUCGUCAUCAGUAAGUAGUGGAGGUACAACAGGUAGAGCAAAUGCUGGCGCAGCUAACGCUGAGUAUACAGACCCCGCUGCGGCGAUGGAAGAUUCUAUCAGGAAUACAGACCCCGUUGCGGAGAUGGGAGAGUCUAUCAGGAAUACAGACCCCGUUGCGAAGACGGAGGAGUCUAUCAGGAAUGCAGGACCCUUUGCGGAGAUGGAAGGGUUCGCUCCUUCAACAGAUUUCAGAGGAGACCGGGCUGUGUCGCAUGACACGGGGUCGGAGAGGAACCAGAAGCGCCGUGGCUACACGCAUUCCGUCCGUGAAGAGGCGAUCCCAGUCGAGAGCCAAAGUCACCUGCUACAGAAUACGAGCCCUACAAGAACGAGGCCAAUGCAGGAGAGCAGGGACGGUC